AUGGCGGAAGAAGGGAAGGAAGAGGAGGUUGCAGAGGAGGCUGCAGCAGACCCACAGGCAGCACAACGAGAAGGGGAAGUGGCGUCCACGGCAGCGCUUCCUCUUCGCCGCAUGGGCUGGGGCCACUGCCGGCUCUUUGCCAGCUGCCCAGGCUUGGUCUCGCAAGCUCCGGGCUUCGCCACCUUCGCAAAGAGGAGCAAACCACACGCAGAGAGAAGAAUCAGCACUCGCAAGAACAGAACCGUCACAGCAGCCCUCGAAGGAGCGGUGAGAAGAGGUGUGGAAACAGGUGUGGAAACAGAGAAGCGGCCGGGAUGGCCAGCAGCAGAAGACCGGGAACCAGGCCAGUUUUGGGGCUCAGUGUCAAAGGCGCAAGCCCAAGCAACGAAAGCAGCAAAAGCAGCAAAAGCAGCAACGACGAAGACCAGCACCUCCUUGGCCUUGGCGACCUUAGCAGUGAGCCCUUCGAUGGCAGACUCCGUUUAUGGGCUCUGCUACCGCUGCCAUCGGCAGCUUUGCGUGGACAGCUGGGAGGACGGCAAGGACGGGAAGGACGGGAAGGACGGGAAGGACGGGUUGAGGGACGGCACUGCAAGGCUCCGUCUGGAGGAGUCCUGCACGACGCCGACGCUCUUCGAAGUCCGAAGCGUCCGAAGCGUCCAGAGAAGGCACCGAGCACAGGCAGAAGGCCAAGAAGAAGGGCAAGAGGAAGGGAGGGAGAGCGAAGAGAGCGAAGAGAGGGGCGAGGGCUCGAAGCGGAGCUCCUCGAAGCGGAGCUCCUCGAAGCGGAGCUCCUCGAAGCGGAGCUCUCCAAGCCAAGUUGUCGCCGUCUCCGUGGAGAUCUCCUGGCAGCAGCGGCCCCUGUGCAGCGACGGGGGCGUGGUCCACCUCAAGUCCAAUGAGGAGCCUUGCCGGCACCUCUGGGAGCUUCGCCGGGCGGGCGAGGGCCACACGGAGCUCUUCAGUGAGCCCUGCCUCUGGCUGAAGGCGCUGAAGGCACAUCGCAAUCGCUACCUGGCUGUGCAGGACUCGCAGCUGGCCUUGGUGAGCUGGAAUGCGACGGAAGUCAAGGGGACAGGCCCGCAGGGCCCGCAGGGCCCGCGAGGCCUGCAGGCCUGCUGGCACUUCGGGCACCCGCAGACCUGGACACAGCAGCACUUCCUGGGAGAGGUGGAGACGGUGAAGAUCCCAAGGCAAAGCGCGGACGCGGGCGGCGGCGGAAGCGGCGGCGGAAGCGGCGAUGGUGAGAGCACUGAGAGUGCUUUGGAGCCUUUGCCAAUUGUGUGGCUCAUGGCCUCCCCAGGCUACGAGAAAACCCUGCAGAGGCUUCUGAGGUCUUUCGAGGAGGCCAAGGAGCCCUGUGAAGUGAAAGUACGUUGGGUCCCCGACAUGAAGGACACGACCAAGGAGGGCUUCAUCUUAAUGGGCAAGCUCUCACCCAGCUACAGGGUCUUCUACUUCAACUACGUCAAGUUCCUCUUCCUCUUUGAGGCGCUGCUGGAUGCCCUGACUGCAAAGCAAAAGGUGCCCAUGGUCGUGGUCAUGGACUUGGACGUGCAGGUCUUCCCAAACUGGGUCACCACUCUGCGGCGCUGCCUGGAAGACGACGGCAAAGGAACCGGAGCCGCGAAGCCUCUCGGGGCGGAUGUGUGCUUCUUGCAGCAGGCAGCAUUCGGGGACCGGCGCUUGCAACAAGCCAACAGCGGGGUUCUGGUCUUUGGCGGAGAGAAAGGAGGCGCCACUGGCAAUCGCGCUGGCAAAGAUCGGCAGCACUUGCUCCGGUUCGCUUCCUUCCUGCACGCGCUGGUGCAGCGGCUGCAAGCGCAAGAGCUUCUUUGUCACCUUUUGCCCUUUUCGGAGCCCGUGGCGUUCGAGCAGCUUCACAUGAACUACAUCUUGAACCACAUCCGACACACUGUGGAGGCUUUUGAAGAUGGUGCAGAUGGUAACUCAGUGGAGGCCAUGCGUUGGGGCAUCUAUUCGCCCCUGGUGGCCUAUGCUGGCAUGUUCCUGACUCACGCGGUGCUGACGGACACAGUGCACCACGCCACUGCCAGCAACGUGCGCUUGAAGCAGAAGCUCCGUUUCCUGGACGCCGCGAAGGACUUCAAAGAGGACCUGACUCACUACUGUCCCUCUUACAGAAACUCUUACAGCUACAGUGGCGACAGCCCUUACAGCGCGCAGCAGCAGAAGCAACAGGGCGUUCUUGUGAGAGAUUUAUCGGGUUUUCAGGGGCCUUUACCGGAGUUCUGCUUUUACUUCACGGGGCACGAUCCCCACUUUGGCCCCCUGCUGCCACACCACAAGCUCUUCGCCGGCUUCUCCGAAGAGGACAACGAAGUGGUCCUCAACCACCUCAUCACCAGGGCGGAAGGCCGCAAGGCCUGGAUCCAGCUCAUCAUCGGCUUCAACGAAGGUGCCUACAGGCGCUGGCGCACGGCCCGCCAGAACACGUCGCGGACGCUUCGAAUGCUCUUGGAUGCGCCCUACUGA
Messenger RNA from Symbiodinium natans, 2496 nucleotides. Lineage: Eukaryota; Dinophyceae; Suessiales; Symbiodiniaceae. The record is from the annotation of a GenBank genome assembly.